Dreissena polymorpha is the source of this 1692-nucleotide messenger RNA. RefSeq lists its product as uncharacterized. The transcript is spliced from 2 exons. NCBI's taxonomy places the organism in Eukaryota, Metazoa, Mollusca, Bivalvia, Myida, Dreissenidae. Bases 60 to 836 code for a protein of 258 amino acids. The record is from RefSeq and is a predicted model, not a curated record.
CUUGCUAGCGUUGUAACGUAUAAGCUUGGAAUUAUUUAAGCGGACUUGGGGAUCUGUAUAUGCAGAGUACAAUAUAUUAUAUAUUUGAAAUGGAUUUGACGUGUAGACCGAACCUGUUGUCACCAGAAACUGCAGUAACAGACCGACCAAAGCUAGCCGCUACAGGUCAAGGUCUUCGUCAAACCGCUCUGGACGGAGUAAGGCGGCAUGAGAUGUUCGAGCAGCGCCUACAACAGCUCGUGUUUCGUUACGAGAUGGUUACGAGCGGGAGGCUACGACGUUUACGACAAGAAGGCAUCCAAUUGGACCGGGAUGACCUUAAACAUUACGCUCGGCAGAGGACGUUCGCCGAUAACGAAGAGCGCGCCAAGAAUUAUAUAGGACUAUUCAGGUCAAACACAGAUAUUGGUUUGAAACGGGUCUCGGAAGUGAACUUUACACUGGAUUUUAGUUUUAAUGCCAGGUCCCCAAUUAGAGCGAGACGAGACAUAGCCAGCAUAAGCCCAUAUAUGGUGAAUCACGAUGCACACGCUCCGCUUCGGUCAGAAACGGAGAACACAAAAUUAACCCUCGUCAAUAGCUUGUCCAAACAACAUCAGCAUCGUCACCACUGCCACCAUCGUCAGACACAUCCCGGUAAUUCUGAUGACGAAAUUAACAGAGGCAGAAACGAACAUCAGUCAUUUACUAAGCGUCGCCAUUCGCUAUUUUCCGCCGUUCCAAUAGAGUCCGCAUUCAACGCUCUGAAAGCUAACAGCGGCGAUCUUUAUACGCCUGCAUUUGCAGAGUACCCCCGGCAUUUGUUCCAUACACACUGCGUGCAGUCUGACAUGUAGCGGAAGGUCCAUGUUUGUUUUAAGGUUGCCCCGUCGUACAGCCUCCUUAGUUCCACUGACCACAAGCCCUACAGCUGUACGUAGAAUUGGUGACCAUAACACUAGCACGCACGAGGCCAAGUUUCGCAAAGCUAUAACGAAACUGUCCACGGUUCAACAGUUUCGGAUAUCCAGAAAGCGUUAUCAAUCGACCUAACAUGAAUGACUUAAUUACGAAAAUGCUUCACGUUGAAAAAAACAAAAGAAACUAACAUUGCAGUAUGUCCCAUGCAUUCGGUCAAUUUUACGGUAUAAGAAUUGGGGCGUAGUGCUGAAACAAAGUUUCAUAAGGUUAUUUCAGGUAUCAAUAAUGAUUUAAAUCGUAAAAAGAAGAAUAAAAUAUAUAACAGACAAUAACAAAGCUCCAAUUCAAUUGUAUAGUUUAGUUUUAAUGAUGUUUUGUCAUCUGCAAGAACACACUUUUUUUCUGCAGAAGCCUUUAAAGUUUAAACCUCAAAAUAAAACAGUUCAUUUUCUAGUGUAACGAUUUUUAAGGACUUCUUUUGGGCAUUCUGUAAAACAUGUUUUAAAUAUAGUAUUUAGCAAACAACUUUACAAACUUAAAUUCAUUGUUUACAUGUUUUAAUUUGUAAAGUUGAUACUAGCUCUAAUUGUUGUAUUCGUGUAUGGGAUUAUUUAAAAACAAAACAAACUAAAAUGUUAUAUUGACAAAAAUUAUGCGAUUCCUCCAUGCAAACAGCAUACUAUGAAUUUAAAUUAUUUUGAUAAACUGUCAUAUUUCACUUAUAAUACUGCUGUAUGUUAUGUUUUUUAAUAUUUGUUGUGCUAAUAGUUUUAAAAUUAUAGAGGAUUUUUU